Molecule: messenger RNA, 2457 nt
Organism: Iphiclides podalirius (scarce swallowtail)
Lineage: Eukaryota; Metazoa; Arthropoda; Insecta; Lepidoptera; Papilionidae
Source: the annotation of a GenBank genome assembly
AUGGACUUCAAUAAUACAGGGGGAAUGAGGAGCCCAUUUUCUCCUCGGAUUAAACAAGCUAGAAGACCUAUAGGGCUCGCAUCGGCUAAAAAAGCCCCAAGUAAUUACAUGCAGUCACCGGGAGGGCAACAGACGGGAGAUGUAAUUUAUAAAACUCCUUCAAUGACUUUAGAGACUUUUGGAUUGCCUUUGCCUGUAAUGGUUACCGAGGCACUUACCUUUGCGAGUGGUGAUGUUAGUGCCCGUAUGUCUGCUUGUGGCUGGUGCUGGGUAGUUGCUGGGCGCCGUGUGCUCACAUGGCCUUAUCAACCUGCACUUGCUGCAGCUGCACGAGAACUGACAUUACCACAAACAGAUCUUGCGCAUAAGGCUAAUCUUGUUGUGCUCUUCUAUGAUGGUGAAGCACAGCUGCCAUCUUGCAUUGGCGUAUCGCCUGAGGGAGUUGUCCGUUAUUGGCCAUGCAUUGGUCAGGAAGGUGUAUAUGUUGAUAUUUCGGCUGAGCUAGCUGGACAGGAGUGCGAGCAGCUUGGUGAACCAACAAAAAGUGGUUUAGUGCUCGCAACCACGACCUGCACUGUUGUACUACUUACUCCUACUAUGACAGAUGGUCGCCCUACAGUGACAUGUCAGACACUGAGACCACCGAGUGGCUGGCUUGGAGGAAUUGGGCGUCGUGUUUCAUUACUGUUUUUUGGAUCUAUGCCUGCCCAUGCUGAAACUAAGCUGGUGGGCGUGGUGGUGCUGAGCGGGCGGGGCUCGUCGGAGGGCGGCGGGCCGGAGCAGCAGGGCGAGUGCGUGGCGCUGGUGGCCAGCGGGCCGCUGCUGCAGCUGUGGCGCGGCGCGGAGCUGCACGAGCACCACCUGCGGCGGCCGCUCUGCGACGCGCUCGCCCGCGCCCACCUCGCCCCCCAAGUCGAUCUGAACAGCCUCGAGAUAAUGGCCUUGGAUGUGCAUCCCAGCGGACCGAAUAGUCUGAUGCUGCUAAUUGCCUCAGUGAAUGUGGCCAGGUCGCCAGAGAGGCGAUACGCAAUUGCGAACGUGGACGUGGAGGAGGCGCACAACCCGCGCGUGACGUCACUGCAGCCGCUGCAGGCGCUGCAGGCGCUGCAGCCGCCGACGGCGUCGCAGGCGCCGCAGUCGUCGCUGCAGCCCGACGCCGAGCCGGAGGAGCCGCCGCGCUGCCUGCCGCUGCCGCCGCGCGCGCUGCUCUACACCAGCUCCUACGUCGCACUAGUGCCGGCCCUGGGAGCGGGUGGGGGAGCGAGCGGCGAGGGCGGCGAGCGGCUGGCGCUGCGGGCGGAGGGCGACGUGGCGCUGGGCGCAGCCCUGUGCGGGGGCGCCGCGCUGCUCUUCAGCCGCCGCCACGGGCUGCUGGCGCUACGCACACCGCGUCCGCAGCCGGACACCCACCAAUUAUCGAUGUGCGAGAGUCCAGUGGGCUCACCGGGUCCCGCGGACAUGUACGACGGCAACCUGUCAAUGUACGAAAUCGACCCGCACGAGGUGCUGCCGCUGGCGAGCGACCCGCUCGACAAGCUGAAGGUGGCGUUCCUGUUCCACGUGCGGCGCGACCCGGCGGCGGCGCGGCUGCUGGCCGAGGAGUUCGGCGCGGGCGGUGCGGGCGGCGGGGCCGGCGGGGGCGAGCGGGUGGACGCGCCGCUGGACGUGGCGGCGGCGGGCGCGGCGCGCUCGCUGCUGGACGACGCGCCGGCCGGGGACCCGCGCUGGCGGGGCGCGCGCCGCCCGCGGCUGGCGCUGGGCGCCUCGGCCGCGCUGCAGCUGGCGGCGCAGCUGCGCGACAAGGCGCAGGCCUUCGCGCUCUUCCUCGACUUCCUGCGCGCGCACGGCCUCUGGCGGCGCCUGGCCUCCGUCAGCAGAGAGAGCGGCGACGGCGUAGUUAGCACGCAGCAGUUGCUGGGCGUGUAUGGUGAGCGGCUGGCGGCGGCGCGCGCACUGCGCCGGCUGCAGGAGGAGGACCCGGAGGGCGCGCCGCUGCUGGAGGCGGCGUGCCAGCGGCUGGCGCGCGACGAGCCGGAGGCCGAGCUGCUGCCCGCCGCGGACGUGGCCUUCCGCCGCGUGUCGCGCGUGGAGCGGCUGCUGCGCGCGCUGGCGCAGGCCGCCCCGCCCGCGCCCGACGCGCGCGCCGCCGCCGCGCACGCCGCCGCCGCACUGCGCCUGCUGGCGGUACGGCCCCUCCCGCGCCGUGGCCUGCCUAUAGCCGGUCCCGAUCUGAAACGAACGCCGCCUCGUGUCGUCCGCAGGAGGCGUUGCGCGCCGCGCAGGCGUGGCGCGCGCAGUGGGCGUCUGGCGGCGGGACCCCCGCGCCCCCCCCCCUCCCGCGCCGCCCCUCGACCCCGCCACGCGCCCCGCCCUCGCGCACCUGCACACGCGCGCCCUCACGUACGUGCUGCCUCGCCCCCACCACUUAUAUAUAUUACACAUUUUGAUUAUUUCUUC